Aspergillus caelatus is the source of this 820-nucleotide messenger RNA. RefSeq lists its product as uncharacterized. The coding region runs from base 95 to 733 and encodes 212 amino acids. The transcript has 3 exons. The record is from RefSeq and is a predicted model, not a curated record. Lineage: Eukaryota; Fungi; Ascomycota; Eurotiomycetes; Eurotiales; Aspergillaceae.
CGGAGCUUUUAUUAGUAGCAUACGAAUCUGUUACUACUUCCCUCACCCCUUUUCAACAUCAGUAGGAGGCUGUAUUAUUUACACGUCAAGAAGGAUGUCUUCCGAUGAACAAGAUGCUUUGGAUGCCCUGGAAAGGGAAGCGUCCGACUUUGUCAAGGAUGCUGAGAUUGAUCGCAUCAGGAAGGCAUUUGCCCUAGACGCGUAUGCGGUUCUCGACCUUCAACCAGGAGUUACUGAAUCCGAUAUCAAAGUACAAUAUCGCAAAAAGUCUCUACUCAUCCAUCCUGAUAAGACAAAGAAUCCAGCUGCUCCAGACGCGUUCGAUCGUCUUAAAAAAGCCCAUUCUACACUAAUGGAGGAGAAGUCGCGCACGUACCUCGAUGAAUGCAUCGCAGAUGCGCGACGGUUGUUGAUUCGUGAACACAAGUACACAUUGGAUUCACCCGAAUUAAAGACAGAAGAGUUCAAGAAAGAAUGGCGUCAGAAGACAGUGCAUGUGUUGCUAGAAGAAGAGGCGCGCCGACGAAGACAAGCCAAGGCUAAGUUACAGGAGGAAGGCCGUGAAAGGCGUAAAGAAGAGGAAGAAAUUGAAGAGCGAAAACGCAAGCGUGAUCAGGAUAAGGCAUGGGAGGACAGUCGUGAUGAGCGUAUCAGCAGCUGGCGAGAUUGGCAAAAAGGAAAGAAGAGUGAAGGAGACAAGAAGAAAAAGAAGAAAAUGAAAGUCCUUGGCUGAUUUGCAGGAUACCAUCGUUUAUCAUAGACACCGUCAUCACAGCGACACAGGUUGAAGACAUCAUAGCAUUUGAAAAUCUUUAUUGUU